GUGACUGACUCAGGCCUAACCUUUGCCUGCUGCCAUGGAAACGGUGGGCUUGAGCAAUGGUUACAAAAUGAGAAGUUUGUAGCUGAUAGAUAUGUCAUUUUGUACGUGCAAUAAGCCCCCACCAUAAGAUUUAUUCAUAAAAAAGAAAAGAAAAGAUGACUUGUUUAUGUCACUAACAAUAAAAAUGAUAGGUUUGCGAAAGCUAGACCCCACAAUUUGUAGCUAGCACCGGAAAACAAUGACAUUGCACCCACCAAUCUCUUCUUACACAAACCAGUAUAUACAUUUUCUGAGUGUACUUCAAGUCUCUAUAGUCUCUUUUGUGCAAUAUUACCUUCUAAGUCCUUUCUUUCUUUGUUUUCUUUGCUUUCUCUUUAAAGAAAAUAAUGAAGAAGAUCAAUCUGAUACUAAGGAAGUGCAAGAGUUUGUCAAGGCAACUAGGAAGAUCUUCAUCCUACAGUAGCCUAAGGUCUAAAUCUACUAGAGAAGAAUUAUGGGGUGACCACAAGGAAGAAGAUGAAGAACAUCAAAGUACUCUCUUUGUUGGAAGUACAAGAAAACGUUAUGUGAUUAGCUCUAAGUACCUGAGUCAUCCUCUAGUGAAUGCUCUAAUCCAAAAGUCGAAGCAGAAGCAAGGAGAAGAGAUCUUGGUGGUGAAAUGUGAGGUAGUUCUCUUUGAUCAUCUUUUGUGGAUGCUUGAAAAUGCUGAUCCAAAUCUUAGCUUCGAUUCUUUGGAAGAACUUGCUGAGCUUUAUGUGUUCUAAAUGAAACUUUCUUAUGGGUUUAUACUCGUCAUCAUCAUCAAGGCAAAGGAACUUGGUCACCCUUUUUAUUUUUUCUUUUUAAUGCAAGGUAGUGACGAAGAAAGCAUCUUGAAAAUUCUAGGAUGUUUUAUUAUUAUUAUUGUUGUUGUUUCUCAUGAUGCAUGCACUAAUAUGAUUAAUUCUUAUGUCUAUUGAUUUCUGUUCUAACUCCAUUGAGUUUGUUGGGAUCAAGUUGGAUUGUAUUAAUUGUAAAGACCAUGGAAUUGGGUAAUUUGUAUACGCACGUUCUCAUGGAGUUUCUUGAGGUGUUCCAUGGCUAUUCUUGAUCCUUACAUAUCAAUAAAAAUUUCCCUCAAAUGUCUAUAUUA
Ricinus communis (castor bean) is the source of this 1132-nucleotide messenger RNA. RefSeq names its product auxin-responsive protein SAUR78. The record is from RefSeq and is a predicted model, not a curated record. Bases 387 to 764 code for a protein of 125 amino acids. The transcript has a single exon. Gene Ontology annotation, biological process: response to auxin. NCBI's taxonomy places the organism in Eukaryota, Viridiplantae, Streptophyta, Magnoliopsida, Malpighiales, Euphorbiaceae.